CAGCAAUGACGUUAUUGUCUCGCAGAAAUUCGUCUCGCGUUAUCGCAUAGAGUCAUAGACGGUGGGAGGCUGACUGUCAAUCAGCAAGUGGCUCAGGCGAUCACCUCCACACCAACAAGAUGACAAACAUAGUUUUGAAGUAUUCACACUGUCUUACACCUUGCGAUCCUCGUGCUAACCCUGUACUCAUCAUUGGCCAGCUAAAGCAUUUGAAUCGGCUUAGCUAUGAGACUAUAAAAUGCAAGUUAGAGCAUCGGGUACCAGAAGAGGUGUUCAAGGCUGCGGUAAGUAGCCUGCACCCGUCGCCGACCGACAGCUGCGCACUCUAUCUGAACGUGGCGACGGUCGCCGCGCUGCCACUGAAGUGCAGCCGCCACAACACGCCGUCGCGCUCGCACUUUAUUACGAAGAUCGUGAAGAGCCUGACGGGCUCCGGAGACGAAUACAUCGUCGUACGUAUUCGCGAUUCUGGUGAACCUCGUCUUGCCACUUGUAUUCAUGGAGUGGGUAAAUCAGCAUUGCACCUACCAGCCCUAGCUGUGUUAAGUCAUACGCCACCAGGUGCAACUGAAACCAUAGCCUGGGUUGGCAAGGGCAUUGUAUAUGACACAGGUGGACUCAGCCUUAAAGGGAAGACGGCCAUGCCAGGAAUGAAGAGAGACUGUGGAGGUGCAGCAGCAAUCCUCGGAGCUUUCUAUGCAGCAGUUAAGCAGGGAUUCAGAGAGAACUUGCAUGCAGUGUUCUGUAUAGCAGAGAAUUCGAUAGGGCCACUUGCAACUAGACCCGAUGACAUUCACACUCUUUAUUCUGGCAGAACGGUUGAAAUAAACAAUACAGAUGCUGAAGGAAGACUCGUUCUAGCUGAUGGGGUGGCAUUUGCUCAGAAAGAUCUUGGCUGCAAUAUCAUCCUGGACAUGGCCACACUUACAGGAGCUCAGGGCAUAGCCACAGGAAAGUACCACGCAGCCAUCCUAACUAACAACGAGGACUGGGAGGUCGCAUCAGGGCGAGCAGGCAUCAACAGUGGAGACCUGGUUCACCCGCUGCCCUACUGCCCAGAACUGCACUUUCCAGAGUUUGCCAGCGCAGUGGCCGAUAUGAAGAACUCUGUUGCUGACCGCAGCAAUGCUCAGCCUUCCUGCGCCGGUCUGUUUGUUGCCGCACAUCUCGGCUUCGACUACCCAGGAGUGUGGAUCCAUGUGGACAUGGCUGGACCAGUGCACUGCGGAGAGAGAGCUACUGGUUAUGGAGUGGCCCUACUGCUUGCUCUCUUUGGUCGCGCCUCCCACUCGACCAUCUUGCAAGCAGUAUCUCCUCUGGGUACACCCAUAGACGACAACCCUCAGGGCGCGAGUAAGAAGAUUAGACUCGUAUAAGAGAGAGACCAGCAGCCUAGCACGUUAUUCAUGAUUUUGCGGAAAUGCAAUUAUAUUUACGAUUAGGAGGGGUAUAUUGAGCCUUUAGUGGUCUAACAAGGCAGCUGUAUUGGUUUAUUUCGAAAUUGGUAUUGUUGUCUACGAUAUUGAAGUUGCACGCAAGGUUUCUUUAUAUUGUAAGGGAAAACCAUUUACAUAAGAAAUACAGCAAAUUUGAAUAUCAUGUUCGUAUUAGUAAAGAUCGGUCAGUUCAAUUAUGAUUUCUAGUAACAUAUACCAGUGGGUACGUUUAUGAAAAAUUCCAGUGAGUAAAAAAUUAUUACUUUUACAUACCGGUGAGAAACGAGAGAUAUGCUAAAUGCUUUUUUAUAAUAGGUAGUAAUAAAGCUUUCAAUUGUAUGUUACAAACCAUAUAAGCUGUAAUUGUGACGUUGUCCGAGUGAAAUAAUUGUAUCAAAAAUAAGGGAAAAAUAUAAUAUACGUUUGCUGAUUGCAGUUGCGAA
This is a messenger RNA of Priapulus caudatus, 1879 nucleotides long. Its product is annotated as probable aminopeptidase NPEPL1. Gene Ontology annotation, cellular component: cytoplasm. Gene Ontology annotation, molecular function: manganese ion binding; metalloaminopeptidase activity. Bases 120 to 1376 code for a protein of 418 amino acids. The transcript is spliced from 11 exons. Gene Ontology annotation, biological process: proteolysis. NCBI's taxonomy places the organism in Eukaryota, Metazoa, Priapulida, Priapulimorpha, Priapulimorphida, Priapulidae. The record is from RefSeq and is a predicted model, not a curated record.